Messenger RNA from Nyctereutes procyonoides (raccoon dog), 1108 nucleotides. RefSeq names its product peptide YY (gene PYY). Gene Ontology annotation, biological process: feeding behavior; neuropeptide signaling pathway. The transcript has 5 exons. The record is from RefSeq and is a predicted model, not a curated record. Gene Ontology annotation, molecular function: neuropeptide hormone activity; neuropeptide Y receptor binding. Gene Ontology annotation, cellular component: extracellular region. Lineage: Eukaryota; Metazoa; Chordata; Mammalia; Carnivora; Canidae. Bases 704 to 997 code for a protein of 97 amino acids.
CCAGCUCUGCUUGGGCCUGGGUCUGUGUGUGUCAGGCUGGAGGCACAGGUGGCAGACUCAGCUGCUUCUGUGGCUGGGCCCUGGCCGCGGCCUCCUCUCAGUCCUCUCCCCAACUCUUUAACAGAGAAGGGGCCAGAGAGAGAGGCCUCUCCUCUAGGACAUCAUAAACAGCAGGUCAAGAGCCAAAGUCACAGCUUCCACCCCGCUUCGAGUAGGAAGAGCCUUUCCCCCCAGGACCUGACACUUCUCAGCCCGUCUCCGAGGAAUUGUAGAGUGAGGGCUGAAAGGGCCGCCUUUCCCAUAGGACGGUCAUAGGUCCCACUGGCUGCAGGUAGUGUCCCGCUGAUGCCCCUCAUCCCCACCCAUGGGUAGGCUUGGGAAGAUGGAAUCUUCUCAUUGGUCCUAGGGGCUGCCCCAGGAGUAUAGAUACAAACGUUUCACUUCCCCAGGAGGCUACAGCUGCUCUUGGGGGGAUGUGGGGUGAAGAUGGGGUCCAAGUUCUGUCCAGAGUCUGAGUCUGAGUCUGGUGGCUACCCCCUCAUCUCCUGCAAGGUGGAGUCGUCACGCACUGUCUGGGUGCUGAGAUAUAAGCCCCGCGGGGACAGCGCUGAGCAGAGGAGGCCACAGCCCGACCUGCAGCAGCCCAGCCCCUGGGACUCCACUCGCCUUCUCCCUGCUCAUCUCCGCUCCAGGAGCUCUCGCCAUGGUGACGGUGCGCAGGCCGUGGCCCGCCGUGGCCACAGUGCUGCUGGCCCUGCUCGCCUGCCUGGGGGCGCUGGUCCACGCCUACCCCGCCAAACCCGAGGCUCCCGGCGAAGACGCCUCGCCCGAGGAGCUGAGCCGCUACUACGCGUCGCUGCGCCACUACCUCAACCUGGUCACUCGGCAGCGGUAUGGGAAACGCGACAGCCCCGAAGCGGUGCUCUCCAAACUGCUCUUCCCCGACGGCGAGGACCGCCGGGCCAAGUCAUGGCCAGGAGGCGAGUACAUGUGGUGACGACCCCAAGGGCUCCUGGGAGAUAUGCUAACUACACCGACCUCAUUUGCAUGUUUGCUCCUGACCCUGGACCCUGGGUUCCUCUCCCUGCCUGCUGCGCCUGGGGUGUGG